This is a messenger RNA of Micropterus dolomieu (smallmouth bass), 5091 nucleotides long. RefSeq names its product prominin 1a (gene prom1a). Lineage: Eukaryota; Metazoa; Chordata; Actinopteri; Centrarchiformes; Centrarchidae. Gene Ontology annotation, cellular component: cell surface; cilium; prominosome. Gene Ontology annotation, molecular function: cholesterol binding. The coding region runs from base 79 to 2151 and encodes 690 amino acids. The transcript has 24 exons. The record is from RefSeq and is a predicted model, not a curated record.
GGAGUGCUGUGUGCAUAUGCUGCCAACCAGAACCUGAGCUCUCAGGUGAAGAACAUACGGAGAUUGGUCAACAGUAACAUGAGGGACCUGCACACCUUCGCUAAUGACACGCCAAUGCAAAUUGAUUACCUAAUAUCCCAAUAUGCCACAGCAAAGAACAAAGUCAUCUAUGACCUAGAUAAUAUAGGUCCAUUAUUGGGAGGAAGGAUACAUGAUCAGUUGGAUAAGGAGGUCCAUCCUGCCUUGGACAGAGUUCUCAAUAUGGCUGCAGCCAUGCGAGAAACCAAGGAAGCCCUGGAGAACGUCAAUGUGGGUCUGGAGGUCCUCCAGGAAGGAACAGGGAAACUCAACUUCAACCUGAGUCUGGUCCGGAGCAACAUCAACCGCACCCUCAACGACCCAGGUUGUCAUGACGAGGAGUCAGACGCCACCUCUGCCCAGCUGUGCCGCAACAUCCGACAGUCACUGUCCCAGCUGCAGAUCAGUGCCAACUUCACACGGCUAUCCAACGUGAACGCUCAGCUGGAAAAGGUGAACAACGUCUUGAGAACAGACCUCAGUGCUAUCGUCCAGAGGGGUUUUUCCUCUUUGAAUGACACACCACAUAUGGUGAUUGAACAGACCAGAAGUGUUGUGGACAGUGUACAGAGUUUAGUGGACGGCAUUGGCAAUAACAUCAGCAGCUUUUCCAAAGUAUUCCCUGUUCAGAGUUGCCUGUCCAACUUCACCAUCUUCAUUAGCCAUGCCCAUGCCAAGAUUGAGGACUACUACCCUGAGAUUGACAAAAUGGACUUCUACAGGUGGAUUGGCUGUAUUGCUCUUUGCUGCAUGGUGGUCCUGGUCCUGGCCUUUAACUACCUGGGCCUGCUGUGCGGCACCCUGGGAUACGACAAGCAUGCCUCACCUACGACACGAGGCUGCAUCUCGAAUACAGGCGGAACAAUGCUCAUGGCCGGCGUUGGAUUUAGCUUCAUCUUCUCCUGGGUGUUGAUGGGAGUGGUGACCGUUAUCUUUCUGGCUGGAGGAAACAUGGAGAAACUUGUUUGUGAACCCUUCCACACCAAAGAAGUCUUCAAGGUCGUGGACAACCCAUAUCUGGUCAACCCAGAGUGGAAGAACUUCAUCCCUGGCUACAUGUACAACGAUUCCGACCUGGAGCUGACAGCAGAGAGCUUGUACAGUACUUGCAAAGAGAACAAAGGCAUCUACUCAGCCAUGCGUCUGGACAAGGUCUUCAACAUCUCCUCUUUCCUGAACACUACAGUGUUUACUAAGGAUGUGGUGAGUCAGCUGGACAGUGUCAAGAUCGACCUGAGGGGAAUAAUCCUGUUAGAGGCAGAGGGCAAGCAGAACCUCCUGGAUUUCUCUGAAGCCGGGCUGUCAGAAAUCAACUAUGCAGACUACCUGGAAGAGGUCAACAAAGGAGUCACUGUGGUGGACCUGAUCUCAUUUGCCAGAGAACUGGAGGCACAGACAGACCUCAUGCCCAGAGGUGCUCUGAAGACUUCUCUGAAAGGCCACGUCGGCACUCUGCGGCAGAUCCAUAGUCAACAGAUCAUCCCCAUGGAGCAGGCCAUGAGUGCACUGAACCAGAGUAUGAGGUUCCUGGAGAGAACAGCCUCAGACCUGCCAAACAAAGUUUUAGCAGUUCUUGAUGCCAUUGAUGCUGCCCAGUACCUCAUCUCCCAGAAUGCUACACAUUUAAUAAUUCGGGAAACAGGAAAAUUCACAGCGACUAUUGUUGGCUACUUCCAUCAAUACAUAGAAUGGGUCAAAACAUCUCUGGCCAUGGAGGUCGCACCGUGCAAGCCCUUCAGCAACAUGGUGGACACGACGGAAAUCAUUACUUGCAGUUUCUUGGUCGACUCCAUGAACACAUUCUGGAUGGGCCUUGGCUGCAGCACUCUCUUCCUGCUCCCAAGCAUCAUCCUAGCAGUUAAACUAGCCAAGCAUUACCGCAGGAUGGAAACAGAGGAUGUUUACGAUGACAUUGAGACAAUUCCCAUGAAAACUAUGGAAAUUGGUAAUAAUGGUUAUCAUAGUGAGCUCUCACAAGGUAUUCCAAAUCCUAUGAUGACAAGCAUCCCUACCUAUGACACUAUGAACAGGUUCCCACGGGCCUCAGCUCCUCCGAGGCACAUCGACUGGUGACAGAGAGCUGGCACUUAUUCUUGCUCCUGAAAGUGCCCUCGGAAACUGGAACUAAAUACACCAUAGCCCCUCGGAUCAGCAGAAGCUAAAUGAAAGAUGAUUCUUUACAACAGAAGAAGAACACACGAAGCCCUUUGGGUGUUUUUAUCUUUAGUGAUCAACUCAACCUCCUCAAACAGGCAGAUCACAGCCUACAGUACAGUUACCUGCUCUCCAGCAACCCCCUGCCCCUCCAAGAAACUCAGAACAUCAAACUCUUCACCCUCAGCAUCAAUCUGAGCCAGACUUGUUCUGCAUUUUUUUCAAAGGACUGCUGUGUCUGCGUUUACAUUUGUUCAGACACAAAACCAAGCUGAAAAUGCAUUCAGCAAGAGGACAUGACAAUAACUGGGAUGUCAUUUUAAUGUACUUGUUUGUGCUUAAGAAGACAGCAACUGAAAGGUCACCCAAAGGUUGUGGCAAGCUGCUAGAGGAAAUGUUUUCUCCUGCAUUUCGAAUGGAUGUAUCACAUUCAACACAAGCUAAUGUUAAAAGUGGAACAGUCUGUCAAUACAACUGUGAGGAAAGUGUUUUGUUGAAAAUAGCACCUCCCUUUUUAACUACAGCAUGUGUGAAUUGGUGGGUGUGUGCUUAAUGACUGAGAACUGGAUGAUUUUAACAAAGUGGGUUUAAAAAAUGAAACAGCUUGUUCCCAGGUAGAUGUUUGUCAUUAAUAUGAAGAAAUUAAGCAUGACUUUUUAAAAUGUUUACAAUAUUACAAAACAUCCAGAGUUUGACUGGUUUGGGGAAAAUUGCAAAUGACUGGUUGCCUUUCUGAAGUAUGUGUUACCCUGGCAUUUUGACAGAUGUGCUUCUUCUCAAAGGGAAAAUCCACCCAUAGAUGCUCUUACACUGUUAAAAAUCUAUGAUGUUCGAUGUGUACAUGGAAUUAUUUUGUGGUAUCGUUUUUAAAACGUACUCUUUACUUUUGCUUGUCAUUUAACUGUGUGCCAGGUCUUCAUUUCCUUUAUUUCCCAGAAUGCCUUUAAACAAAAAUAUUAUAAACAAAAGACAAAUAUUCAUAACAUGGCUUGUUAUUGCAUUUUGGUUUAGUAAGGCAGAUGUCAGUUUGUAUUCUAAAUACAUUUUAGACCAGUGGUUCCCACAUAUCUUGUCUAGUCACCCUUUAAAAUUAAUCAAUUUAUAGUUGCAGCUCCUCCUUAAAGGUUAUAUAUCUCACUGAGUGGUAAGUUUGACCAAAGAGUGAUUUUCUCUGCACAGACUGGUUUAUUUAAAUAUUUUUUAAAACCCGAAAAAGAUAUCCAAUUUAAGAAAUAUCAUAAAAAUUAGACCCCUCAGAUUUAUCUUGGGACCAUUUAGGGAGCAUCACCCCCAGGUUGGGUACCACUGUCUCCAUUGUAGAUGUACUGGAAAUAUCUAACCACGACAUCCUGCCAUCAAUGUUUGGCCGUUAAUCACAGGAGUACCAACAAAAACAAACAACAAAAUCUAUUUCAAAAAAUGCAUCGCAACAUUUGAACACACCAACAACGAAAGGAUUUUAGGGUGGAUUUUAGGGUGGAUUUAGAAAAUCAGAACAUCUGUCCUUAAUACAUCACACACUAUUACAAAAGUGUCGGGUUUAUAUAUUUUUCCCUAGGUGAUGAAUAGAUUAACAACACAAGCUAUCAUGUUGAGUUCACUAACAUGACAUUUUUAUUGAUAUCGUUCUUGCUUUCCCAGUGAUGAUACUUUUUAAAGUGGAGAAAUACUUUCUCAAGCCAAAUUAUUAUUUUUUACUGUAGGUCUCAGGUCUUUAGUAGUCUAGCAAGUAUGUGCUUAUUUUGUUUCUGCUUUUUAAAACCCCACAGUAGCUAUGGAUACAUUCAAAAAAUAUAAAACGAGUGAAUGUAUUCAAGAGCUAUUUUUUAUUUUGUAUUUCUUGAAAUAUGCUGAACUCUAUCACUAACGCAUUGGACAAGCCAAUCCAGUUUUCCACCCACCUCACCUCCAUGUUUACAGGUUAGAUUUGCAGCUGCUGUCAGCAUCUGAUUGGCGUAGUAAUGAUGGGGAUAAGUUAGACAAUCCAGUGAGUGCAGUCAAUCAAAUAGUAGAAAACCAGUAGAAUGCUUUAAGGUUUACACAGUUGAUGGUGUUGAUGUACACUGAAAAUAGUAAUGUCCAUCUUAACAUUGAAAUUGUUAACAUUGUCUCUGAAUACGCUUUAACAGUACUAAAGUGUUUGAUCCCCUGCCAACAGCAUCAAAGCUGUGUCACUUGACCCAACAAAACUGAUUAACAUUGAAAACUACUAACAAUAUUUGAUCUGAUGUACAUGAUUCUCUUUUUAAUUACCAUUUUUAAUCGGAUCAAAAGGAAUAACCCAUAGUUUUCAUAAUUUUAGAUACAUGUUUGCAAUACUGAUCCAGGCUAGCUGGUAGCUUAUGCUAGAAAGCUCGCUAGCUAACUUUCUUGUUCUACAUACAGUAGCUCAUAUACUAGUACAUGUACAGUACUGUAUCCUACAGUAUAUGUAGCAAUAGUAGCUAUACAAGCAGUGCGUAGUAGGCCUAUAUACUGCAUACAAGGAAAAAAAAUCUUCAUAAUUAUAAGUUAGCAUAAGAUAUUAGUUGACAAUGUUUACUUGUUUCAUUUCAGUACCCAGUUUCUUGUUAAGAUGGACAUUUUUAAAGUAUCUGUGUGCUCACUUUGACAGGACUAUCAGUGGUUUUCUUGUCUGCUAGAGUCUGGAUGUGACCCAUCUUGGGAGAAAAAUUGUACGAUUUUACUAAGUGCUUAAACUAGACAUCGUGUAUCCAAACCCUGGAUGGAUGUGUCAGGAAAGAUACAUUGGUAACUGGUUUUAAAAUAUGCUCCAAAGUUGGGCACAGAUGGAAGAGGAACAUAUUAUGUGAUGGUGAAAAAAGAGUGUAUAAAUUGUGAAUAAACUUUGAAAUUCAA